Molecule: messenger RNA, 2039 nt
Organism: Cynoglossus semilaevis (tongue sole)
Lineage: Eukaryota; Metazoa; Chordata; Actinopteri; Pleuronectiformes; Cynoglossidae
Product: potassium voltage-gated channel subfamily C member 1-like
Exons: 6
Coding region: 154-756 (200 amino acids)
Biological process (GO): intrinsic apoptotic signaling pathway in response to DNA damage; mitochondrial fusion; protein homooligomerization
Cellular component (GO): mitochondrial outer membrane; dendrite membrane; voltage-gated potassium channel complex
Molecular function (GO): BH domain binding; delayed rectifier potassium channel activity
Source: RefSeq, a predicted model, not a curated record
CGGUGCUUCUCGGAGGCACAGUGAGUGUCUGUCGUUUGUUUCAUUGGUUCAUGAAGUAAAAUAACAAACGUUGCUGUCAAUAAAAGUGUAUCGACUUUUUGUCAGACAUAGCAGCAACAAGGUGUCGACGAGUUUCCGUCCCAGAAAUCAACGAUGUCGUGUGAAGGAAAUGGCAUGUCCGAUGAAAGAAUAGGGACGGCGCUCAUCAAAGUCGUCAUCGAAGAGGAACUGAAGGAUGUUCCUUCAGAGGAUGUCCCGCCUCUUACCCCGCUGGUUGUAGAUGUUACAAGUGAGCAGGAGAGGAAGAUAGUGAGCCAGUUGGGCGUCAUGUGUCGGAUCAUUGGUGACAGGAUGCGAGAUGAUACCGAGUUCCAGGAUGCCAUCGAUGGAGUGGUGCAAUGCAGCGGCUUUAAAUGGGACCGUUUUAAGCAAGUGGCUGAAAAAGUUUUUGAGCAAGGCAUCACCUGGGAGAGGAUCGCCGUGCUCUUCUACGUGGCAGGAAAACUAGCACUGAAGAUGGUGGAGGUUCACCUGCCUCAGUCAGUGCGAGAGAUCCUGAUGUGGACUGUGGACUUCUUCAAAAAUAACCUUUUGAGCUGGAUUCGGGAACAUGGAGGAUGGAUCAACAGUUUCUCCUCGUUAGCCGUGGCCUCCAUGCCGGGUGUUUCCUCCAUUAGCUCCUUCACAGCCUUUAUCCUCAUCUUCAUCACUGGUGUCACUCUGGGAAGCUUCAUCACCUGGAGACUGACCAGAUGACUCUUAUGCAUGCAACACACGCACAUACCCACUUACAGUAUGUUUUUUUUAUAUCCAAACCUAUGCAAACUUGAAAAUGAAGGGAGACAGAAACACACACACACACACACACACACACACGUGUCCUCACCGAGGAGGAGAAUUAUUUUUUCCUGGAAAAAAAUAAUUCUGAAAAAAAAAAAAAUCCGACCUAUUUCAUACCUUUGAUCAGGUUUUUCCACUGGGGCUGUCAGUACUGUAUGCUAGCACGGCUUUUAAUCUGCUACCCUAAGUGUAGCAUUAGCAUGCCACUAACAUGCUUCGUAACUCGCGCACCUGUAACAUUCUGCUGCUUUGCUUGUGCAUUUUAUUGCCGCAAAAUCUAAAUGGCCUGCUAGCACGUCUUUAAUGGUGUUUGUUUAUUAUUAUCUGUUGAACAGAAAGUGAGCAGAGCUUUUACAGCAAUACAUUUAAAAAAGUUAAACUGCCAGUAAACAGAGUCACUUCAACUGAGUAGAACUAUAUCCAUGUUUGAAUGAACAGAUGAGGACAGUGUUGGUGAAACAAGUCAGAACGACUGGUGACUUGGUGAGGUGUAAGCUCCUCAUCUGUCCACUGGGGGGUGGAACUGAGAAGAGAUAGACAUCAGUGUAUUGUCAGGGCUGAGACUAUUCUUCAGCUCUUUGGUUAAAUAGUUCCUGUCAGAACUGAACCGAUCAGUCAGUCAGUCAGUCAGUCAGUCAGUCAGUCAGUGAGUCAGUCAGUCAGUUGGCCUCCUUAAACAAACAAACAUGUUUAGAAACCUGAGCAUUUAAAUGGAGACUCGUACCGUCACCCUCGCCGUCCCCGCCAUUAUUAUAUUAAUUUUGACUAAUUAAAUUCACCCUGUGCCUUUUUUAAUAAGUCCAUGACGAACGCCUGACUCUUCCUGCUUUUCGUUUUCCUUUUUUAAAAGUAAACAUGCUGCUGUUGCUGUUGACGCCUUCCUCUCUUUGCUGCUGAUCUUUGUCAGUUAUAACGUCUUUGCACAACCGCCCAUAUUUGCAGGAGAUGUUUCUUUUAUUCAAUUCCGCUUCCAUCAGCUCCGUAAUCUUUUGUUCUGCGUUCUUCUUCUUUCCUCUCCUCGUCUCCUCAACUCACCAGCAUCUCUAACAGGCAGCUGACAUCCUACCACGCAAUUAAGAUUAAUCCCCAUCCACUGAUUACAGAGUAUAUAAUAUGUGGGAUUACAUUUCUUCAUUGAAUGACAGCGCUUGUCUUUUUUUUUAAUUCUGGUGUUUUUUUUAAAUAUCUUUUUUUUAAAG